Molecule: messenger RNA, 1782 nt
Organism: Electrophorus electricus (electric eel)
Lineage: Eukaryota; Metazoa; Chordata; Actinopteri; Gymnotiformes; Gymnotidae
Gene: slc48a1a
Product: solute carrier family 48 member 1a
Biological process (GO): heme transport
Cellular component (GO): plasma membrane; lysosomal membrane
Molecular function (GO): heme transmembrane transporter activity; heme binding
Source: RefSeq, a predicted model, not a curated record
CCUCGGCUGGCCGUUAUUGCGUAACCGCUCUGGCGAGAACACUGGGCAGCGCGGUCGUGUGAAGGGACUUGUAAAGCGUCUUUUACACACACACACACACACACACACACACAUAUAAUUUGAAGGUUAAUGGGACCGAAAAAGACGUACAUCAGCAUAGCGUAUGCCGUGGUCGGCACGCUGGUGGGCUUUUCGGCGUUUGUAGUGUGGAGCGUCGCGUACAAGCAGCCAUGGACGGUGGCUAUGGGCGGACUGUCAGGCGUGCUGGCGCUCUGGGCCCUGGUUACACACAUCAUGUACGUCCAGGACUACUGGCGCACCUGGCUGAAGGGACUGCGCUUCUUCAUGAUGGUCAGUGCGCUUUUCUCCAUGCUGGCCGUCGCAGCCUUCGCCACCUUCAUGACUCUCGCCAUAACGCAGAAGCAAGCAUUAUCAGAUCCCAACAGUUUUUAUCUGUCGUGUGUUUGGAGCUUUGUGACACUGAAGUGGGCCUUUCUCCUGGGUCUGUAUUCCUACCGCUACCACCAAGAGUUUGCAGACAUCAGCAUUCUCAGUGACUUCUGAUAGGCUGCUUCUCUGGACCUGAACGGAUUUAUGUCGUCCAGUUGGUGGCUUUUACCUGCCAGUCAGGAGGUGGGUAGAGACGGAUCUUGCGUGCCAAACCGGAAUAAGUAGACAGAGGUCUUCUUUCACACUGUUCCUUCUAUCACCACAAAACACCACUGACUGACCAUUCAUCCCUCCCUAAGAUACUGUGCUUCUGAAUCAGUCCUAGGAAAUUUGUAUGCAUUUCAUUCCUGUUACAUUUGUUUUCAAAUGCAAUGUAUUUAAAGGAGUAAUAUUGUGUAAAAGUGUAGUAUAAACCCUUAAGACUUGAGAGAGCCUUCAUGUGAAUGUUGCCAAAGCAUUAUUCUGUGAAGGCGUCCAAUUACUACGAGGGAUGGACUUGCUUGGCAGAUGUAAGCAAGGAGAAUGAUCAGAGAUUUGCACUUAGCUAUAUCUAAUAGCUUACACAGUGUUAUAUGGUAAUGAUUUUCCCAUGUUUAAUGUGUUUUUUUUUUUUUUUGUGAACACUAUUUUCAGUGGUUUUGCCAUAAUCCAUAAUUUUAUGCAUUGACUUUGCAUUGACAAUUAGCACAUCUUAAGCAAUACCUUUCAAUGCAAUUGUAUAUUUUUGUCAUUCGUGGGAACAAAAUGGCAACAAAACUCACUACACACCAAAUCCUGGCCGCUAUUCAAAUGUUACAUAUGUGUUUUGUCACACUAGGACACACACGAGUGCUUUACAGUACUCUUUGACGUCUAGCAUUGAAAAUAUACUUAAAUUCAGUUUUUGAAGGCUCUUUCAGAACAGACAAAUUUUUUUUAUUUUCUUUUGCUGCAGUCCAGUUUCAUUGGAGCAAACUGGUGCAAUUGUAUAUUGCAGAUGACAUUAGAAUGUUUAACCUAAGAAAUCUGGGCACUAGGAAAUGUGGAUCUGAAUCUAUCAAGUCUCUCAGAGGAAGUGUCCUUACACCCACUUUCAGCAAGUAAAACCUCUCUUUAGAAAAUGAAUGUGAUGCAUUUUAAAACAAAACAGGUGCAAAAUGGGAAGAAUGAUGACCCUUUGUUUUCUUUUUAAAAGUUAUGCUGUGGCUUCAACACAGAGAUACAGGUAAAAAAAAAAACUGUUCGAGAAUGGUGUAACUUGUAUGUGUUUAUCAUUAAGUAGCCUUAACUGUAGGCAAAAAAUGUUGCUAAAAUUGGUCAAUAAAUCAUGAUAUGUCAUUUCCAUCUAUGGAA